AUGCUCCGGGCAUGUGCUUUGGAAUUUAAAGGAGGAUGGGAAAAGUACAUACAGCUGGUGGAGUUCGCGUACAACAACAGCUACCAUGCUAGCAUCGACAUGGCACCCUUCGAAGCAUUAUAUGGGAGGAAAUGUCGAACUCCAGUAUGCUGGGAUGAAGAAGGUGCCCGACAAUUAGCUAGCAAGGAGAUCAUGGAGUGGACCAUGGAGAAGGGAGUGCUAAAAGACAAAAAGAGAAAGAAAUUAACGCCACGAUACAUUGGACCAUUUGAAAUUAUCCAGAGAGUGGGACCCGUAGCAUAUAGGCUUGCACUGCAGCCCAAGUUGUCAAAACUUCAUGACGUAUUUCAUGUCUCGGCAUUACGAAAGUAUGUCUAUGAUGAAUCACACGUACUCACGGAACCUCAGGUGGAUUUGGAGGAAAGUUUGAAGUUCGACACUGAGCCAGUAGAGAUACAAGACUUCCAAGAGAAACAUCUUCGAAAUAAGACAGUUCGAAUGGUUAGAGUGUUAUGGAGGAAUAAAAUGUUUGAAGAAAUUACGUGGGAAAGAGAAGAUUUGAUGAAAGAGAAACAUCCCGAAUUGUUUGAAAGAGACAUGAAAAAUUUCAAGGACGAAAUUUCUUAA
Messenger RNA from Tripterygium wilfordii, 627 nucleotides. RefSeq lists its product as uncharacterized. The coding region runs from base 1 to 627 and encodes 208 amino acids. The record is from RefSeq and is a predicted model, not a curated record. NCBI's taxonomy places the organism in Eukaryota, Viridiplantae, Streptophyta, Magnoliopsida, Celastrales, Celastraceae. Gene Ontology annotation, molecular function: nucleic acid binding. The transcript has 2 exons.